This is a messenger RNA of Peronospora matthiolae, 660 nucleotides long. NCBI's taxonomy places the organism in Eukaryota, Oomycota, Peronosporomycetes, Peronosporales, Peronosporaceae. The record is from the annotation of a GenBank genome assembly.
AUGAGCUACCGGGGUGGAUGUCCAGGACCGAUUGGCGUGACGUCGCCAGCGCUGGUGGCCGUCUCCGGAAGAGUUGGACUACGCGGUGGUCCGACUUGGUAUCAACGACAGUAUUGCGGAUUACUCCGGCUUGUACGAGAAGACGAGUGGCUAUCUACUUUGCCAUCCGCAGCGGUACAGGGCGGUCGGGAAAGCAUUUACAUUCCGCAGCAUCCACUAGGCUAUGGUAAACGCAUCGCAUGGUUGUAUAAUGGUCAACCUGGUCGUGUCGAGUCGCUGACGGUCACCGAAUGCCGCGAAGACGAUGUGGGCUACUAUAUCGACACCCAGGAAGGAGCGUCAGGCUCACCGAUCCUUGGCACGAGUGACCAUAAUGUCAUCGCGAUGCACCACUGCGGUGGGUGCUUGAAUGGUGGCAUCCCAGCGCAAUCGAUAAUCGAGGAUCUCACCACAAAGGUGUUCUGCCGAAAUGCUCCGUCGCAACGUAGAGCAGCCGCCCACUAUCGAGUCGUUCAUGCGUGUUCCAGAAACGCUGUGGAGGCGAGUGCCAAAAACAUUGGUGUUCGUAGCUGGCAGAAAAGCAGGAAGGAUUGUUGUGAGAUCGGUAAACUAUGGGAUAAACUAUCGUUCAUGUCGACACCCUCAUUCCAUCUCGUUUGA